This is a messenger RNA of Spea bombifrons (plains spadefoot toad), 975 nucleotides long. RefSeq names its product cytochrome b5 domain-containing protein 1. The transcript has 4 exons. The record is from RefSeq and is a predicted model, not a curated record. NCBI's taxonomy places the organism in Eukaryota, Metazoa, Chordata, Amphibia, Anura, Pelobatidae. The coding region runs from base 31 to 717 and encodes 228 amino acids.
AGAAAUGUGCAGGCAGCGCGUCCUGUUACCAUGGUACCUGCCAUUGCUGGAUCUGCAGACAUGACCGUCCCUCCUCGGCGCCCGUUCUAUACACCGCGUGAGGUCUCUCGGCACUGCACCCUCACCGAUCUGUGGGUGUCCUACCUGGGCAAGGUGUACGAUCUCACCCCGCUGGCCAAACAACACAAAGGGGACGUUUUGUUGAAGCCGAUCAUUGCGGCCGCAGGAAAGGACAUCAGCCAUUGGUUUAAUCCCAAGACUGGUGAUAUUAAGACGUACAUAGAUCCGCAGACGGGCUGUUUGAAGUAUUACACUCCUCAGGGACGCUUUAUCCACGUGCCUCCAUCGUAUCCGUCGACAGACUGGGACAAUAGCUUUGGGCGUCCAUGGUGGAGGGAUCCUUCCUAUGAAAUCGGUAUCCUGUCUUCCAAAACCAGGUUCAUCCGUAUCAUCAAUACGCUGACUUCUCAAGAGCACACGCUGGAGGUGUGUUCAGAGGAGAACAUGUGGGAGAUCCUGCACCGAUACCUGCCCUGUAAUGCCCACGCAACCAGUUACACGUGGAAGUUCGAUGGGGUUCCCCUCGACAUGGACAAAACCCUGCAGGAGAACGGAGUGCGGGACGAGGACGAGGAGUUCGAGCAGCUGACGAUCGAUUCCGACCUCUUUACACCCAGUAUACUCCUGUAUUUUAACGAUGACCUCACUGAAUAUUAGAAAACAAGAGUAAUGAUUCGGGGCGAGAACAAACUUAGCCACGAUUAUGUCCUAUAGCUGAUCAUUAAAUUGUAGUGCCAAUCUUACCCGUCAUGACAGUCAGUUCCUUAUUAGGAGGGGGUAUAUUUUAAUGCCAGUAGAAACAAGUAAUUCUAUUAUAUAUUAUACCUGUGAAAUAUUAUUAUAGCAGUUUUUGUCUGUGUCUGUGGCCAAAAGCAGCAAGGAGUCCACAAUAAAUCUGUUUCAUUUUGUAACUUU